AUGGACUUCAGAGCAGCAAAUACCUCAAUUGUUUCUGUCUCGCCCAAACUUGCAUAUUUUUGCGUCUACAACCCCUCCCUUGGGACUACUGAGGAGACGCAAGACAAGCAAGUUUUGUUUUAUGCUGCACAUGAUGAAGUUCCAAUCGAUGUACAAGUUCGACAGACUGGUCUAGCUCAGGCACUUGUAAACUUUACAAAAGUGUUUUCCCUCUCUAAACCAUGUGAAAAUGUACAUACUCAGAAGAACAGGCUUGCGUUUCUGGAGCCCGAACCAGGGUAUUGGAUUCAUAUUUCUGUGCAUUUAGGUUAUCUCCAGAAAAUGGUAAAAACCAAAGAUGGCAAGAUCAAACCGAUUUUCGAGUAUCUCGACGAGAAUUUGCACGAUUCGGAAAUAAGAAAAAUGCUCGAGCUCGGGUAUGAGUUGUUUCGGUUAUUCAAUGGAACAUUUAGCAGCAUUGUGAAGAAUUCAGGAAUAUCAGGCUUGAAGUCAAAACUGUCGGAAUUCUACGGGACUUGGGUAUUUGAAUGGGAUUGGGAAAAGACCGAAUUAACCAAGAUCAUCGAUGGAAUGUAUUAUCUUCCACUUCCUGGUUCACCGCAUACUUGCGUCACGUCGCUCGUAACGGCAUUAGAAAAAGAUUACGACAUGAUCUCCAAUACUUUUGUUUUAUGGAAUAAUAAACUUUUAUACAUACCAACGUUUAGAGGCCUAACACGAAAUCUAUCCGGAAGUAAUCUAUUCUCAUAUUUCACAACAGGAUUCUCACAAAAUACAAACACUGAGAACACAACUAAAGACGCCGCUUCAUCAGAUUCAACUACAGUAUCUGCUCUUGCUGCGAAUUUUCUGACCGGAGUACCCGUCGAUUCCGAAGAAAAUGGUACCAGCCCUCUAACUGUUCAUCUUCAUAAAGUCGGUUCGCAAGUCGGCAAGAACGUUGCGAAGGAGGAGAACGUUGAACAUUAUCUUGUUGCUUAUAAGCAUGAUUCGCUUAUAGUCGGUUUUCUAAUACCCAGUAGCAAACCGUCAAUGUCCACUAACAUCCGAAGCUUGGGUUUCUAUCAAGCCCUCGAUGAUUAUCUAUCUACACAUAUCGAAGGCAUAAGCAAUCUUCUGAAAGAAGGCAAUGAUCAUUCGAGGAAAACUGGAGCGGAUGUAGAUAAAGAAUAUCGAUACUUGUUUUGUAACAAGUUAACCUUGGCCGUAAGAUCGUCCAUUUAUUCGCCGGCUGGCAAAGGCCUUGCCAUCAAUACGGAGAUGGCGCAUGUUCUAUGUAACCUGCACGAAGAUAUGGAAAAGUAUCAAAAUUUAACAGAAAUCUAUACACGAUCGUCGAAUAACUUUUGGGUAGUUGGCAAGAGACACGAUGGCCGCGAAUUGUACGUAAUAGUCGAGAAGAAAGAUGCAAAGUUGGCAGAAGUUGAAGAGGAUGUAAGAAGACUAACAGCCUUGUAUUUCUCUGGUAUAUUUAUGGAUUGA
Messenger RNA from Paraglomus brasilianum, 1482 nucleotides. NCBI's taxonomy places the organism in Eukaryota, Fungi, Glomeromycota, Glomeromycetes, Paraglomerales, Paraglomeraceae. The record is from the annotation of a GenBank genome assembly.